AUGGACAGCGCGGCCGGCCCCGCCUUCGCCCCGGACAAGCCGGCGCUAGGCCCGGGGCCGCCGCCGCCGCCGCCCGCGCUGGGGCCGGGCGACUGCGCCCAGGCGCGCAAGAACUUCACGGUCAGCCACCUCCUGGACCUGGAGGAGGUGGCGGCGGCCGGGCGGCUGGCGGCGCGCCCCGCGCCCAGGGCCGAGGCGCGGGAGGGCGCGGCGCGCGAGCCGUCCGGGGGCAGCAGCGGCAGCGAGGCGGCGCCGCAGGACGGUGAGUGUCCCAGCCCCGGGCGCAGCAGCGCCGCCAAGCGGAAGAAGAAGCAGCGGCGGAACCGCACCACGUUCAACAGCAGCCAGCUGCAGGCGCUGGAGCGCGUGUUCGAGCGCACGCACUACCCCGACGCCUUCGUGCGUGAGGAGCUGGCCCGGCGGGUCAACCUCAGCGAGGCGCGCGUCCAGGUCUGGUUUCAGAACCGCCGGGCCAAGUUCCGCAGAAACGAGCGGGCCAUGCUGGCCAACCGCUCGGCCUCGCUGCUCAAGUCCUACAGUCAGGAGGCCGCCGUCGAGCAGCCGGUGGCUCCCCGGCCCACCACCCUGAGCCCGGACUAUCUCUCCUGGACAGCCUCCUCCCCCUACAGCACGGUGCCGCCCUACAGCCCUGGAGGCUCAGGCCCCGCGACCCCGGGGGUCAGCAUGGCCAACAGUAUCGCCAGUCUCCGUCUCAAGGCCAAGGAGUUCAGCCUGCAUCACAGCCAGGUGCCCACCGUGAACUGACAGCCGGCUCCGCCAGGAUCCCAGUGCCUCCCUGGUCUAACGACAACAGAAAAGAGGGCAGAUGCGCAGGAAAGUGACCUUCUCCUGCCCUCUGUCUCCGGGACAGGCUGGGUGGGCUCUCCUGGCUGGCCCUUCUCUGAAGCCCAGACUCCUGGGCCCAAGAGGCUGCUGAGAUGCCUGGAGCCUGGCUCAGCCCCUCAUCCAUGGCCGCUGGAGACUUUGGCCCCUGAUCCUUGGAGGGGUUGGGCCAGAAGGUGGAAUAGCAGCUCACCGAGGACCUCACUUACUUGGUGUAUGAAAGCCAAAAAGCUGUUGUCUGUA
This is a messenger RNA of Budorcas taxicolor (takin), 1086 nucleotides long. RefSeq names its product paired related homeobox 2 (gene PRRX2). Lineage: Eukaryota; Metazoa; Chordata; Mammalia; Artiodactyla; Bovidae. Gene Ontology annotation, biological process: regulation of DNA-templated transcription. The record is from RefSeq and is a predicted model, not a curated record. The coding region runs from base 1 to 765 and encodes 254 amino acids. Gene Ontology annotation, molecular function: DNA-binding transcription factor activity, RNA polymerase II-specific; DNA binding. The transcript has 4 exons.